GAGUUUACCUGCCUUUCUCAAGGGACUUACAACUUCACCUCUGUGUAAGACAUUGCAACCAAGUACAAAACAGACUGGGUGGUCUAUGAGAAAGCUACCAAGAUGAACAGACAAACGCUGAUACUUGUAGUGUUAAGUUUAGGGUUUUGUAGCACCACUGCUCAAACUACAUCAGCAUCAACCGAAACAACAACACAACUAGCAUCUACAACUGAACCAACAACCACAACGUUUUUAACAUCUACAACAGAUCAAUCAACUACAUCUGAACAAAGCACCACAACCCAGACAGAAACAACCUCCCUACCCACAUCUACAGGCUCUCCUACAGAAGCAACAACACAACUUACAUCUACACUUGAACCCACAACUACAGCUGCUUCAUCUACAACAGAUCAAUCAACUACAUCUGAACAAAGCACAACACAGACAGCAACAACAUCUCUACCCACAUCUACAGGCUCUUCAACAGAAACAACAACACAACUUACAUCUACACCUGAACCAACAAGUACAACUGUUUUAACAUCUACAACCGAACUUACAUCCACAACAGUUUUAACAUCUACAACAGAUCAGUCAACUACAUCUGAACAAAGCACAACACAGACAGCAACAACAUCUCUACCCACAUCUACUGGCUCUUCAACAGAAACAACACAACUUACAUCUACACCUGAACCAACAAGUACAACGGUUUUAACAUCUACAACCGAACUUACAUCCACAACCGUUUUAACAUCUACAACAGAUCAAUCAACUACAUCUGAACAAAGCACAACACAGACAGCAACAACAUCUCUACCCACAUCUACAGGCUCUUCAACAGAAACAACAACACAACUUACAUCUACACCUGAACCAACAAGUACAACUGUUUUAACAUCUACAACCGAACUUACAUCCACAACAGUUUUAACAUCUACAACAGAUCAGUCAACUACAUCUGAACAAAGCACAACACAGACAGCAACAACAUCUCUACCCACAUCUACUGGCUCUUCAACAGAAACAACACAACUUACAUCUACACCUGAACCAACAAGUACAACGGUUUUAACAUCUACAACCGAACUUACAUCCACAACGGUUUUAACAUCUACAACAGAUCAGACAACUACAUCCCUACCCACAUCUACUGGCUCUUCAACAGAAACAACACAACUUACAUCUACACCUGAACCAACAAGUACAACGGUUUUAACAUCUACAACCGAACCUACAUCCACAGUUGUUUUAACAUCUACAACAGAUCAAUCAACUACAUCUGAACAAAGCACAACACAGACAGCAACAACAUCCCUACCCACAUCUACAGGCUCUUCAACAGAAACAACAACACAACUUACAUCUACACCUGAACCAACAAGUACAACGGUUUUAACAUCUACAACCGAACCUACAUCCACAGUUGUUUUAACAUCUACAACAGAUCAGUCAACUACAUCCGAACAAAGCACAACACAGACAGCAACAACAUCCCUACCCACAUCUACAGGCUCUUCAACAGAAGCAACAACACAACUUACAUCUACACCUGAACCAACAAGUACAACAGUUUUAACAUCUACAACCAAACCUACAUCCACAGUUGUUUUAACAUCUACAACAGAUCAAUCAACUACAUCUGAACAAAGCACAACACAGACAGCAACAACAUCCCUACCCACAUCUACAGGCUCUUCAACAGAAGCAACAACACAACUUACAUCUACACCUGAACCAACAAGUACAACGGUUUUAACAUCUACAACCGAACCUACAUCCACAGUUGUUUUAACAUCUACAACAGAUCAAUCAACUACAUCUGAACAAAGCACAACACAGACAGCAACAACAUCCCUACCCACAUCUACAGGCUCUUCAACAGAAACAACACAACUUACAUCUACACCUGAACCAACAAGUACAACUGUUUUAACAUCUACAACUGAACCUACAUCCACAACAGUUUUAACUUCUACAACAGAUCAGCCAACUACAUCUGCAAAAAGCACAACGCAGACAGCAACAGCAUCCCUACCCACAACUACAGCCUCUCUUACAGAAACAACAACGCAACUUACAUCUACACUUAAACCAACAACUACAACUGAACCUACAUCCACAACUGUUCUAGCAUCUACUACAUCUGAACAAAGCAGCACAACACAAACAACAACAUCCCUACCUACAUCAAAUACAGCUCAAUCUACUACCCUGGUUACAACAAACUCACCUACAAGAACAACUGUAUCCCUGCAUACAACAGUUCAGCCUGGAACCACAACACAGGCACCAACGAUUACAACCACAGAGACAACAACAACAACCCCGCAUACAACAAUUCAGCCUGGAACCACAACACAGGCUCCUACGAUCACAACCGUAGAGACAACAACAACACCGCAUACAACAGGUCAUCCUGGAACCACAACACAGGCUCCUACGAUUACACGCUCCUACGAUUAUAACCACAGAGACAACAACAACACCGCAUACAACAGUUCAGCCUGGAACCACAACACAGGCUCCUACGAUUACAACCGUAGAGACAACAACAACACCGCAUACAACAGUUCAGCCUGGAACCACAACACAGGCUCCUACGAUUACAACCGUAGAGACAACAACAACACCGCAUACAACAAUUCAGCCUGGAACCACAACACAGGCUCCAACGAUUACAACCGUAGAGACAACAACAACACCGCAUACAACAGUUCAGCCUGGAACCACAACACAGGCUCCUACGAUUACAACCGUAGAGACAACAACAACACCGCAUACAACAGUUCAGCCUGGAACCACAACACAGGCUCCUACGAUUACAACCGUAGAGACAACAACAACACCGCAUACAACAGUUCAGCCUGGAACCACAACACAGGCUCCUACGAUUACAACCGUAGAGACAACAACAACCCUGCAUACAACAGUUCAGCCUGGAACCACAACACAGGCUCCUACGAUUACAACCGUACAGACAACAACAAACACGCAUAUAACAGUUCAGCCUGGAACCACAACACAGGCUCCAACGAUUACAACCGUACAGACAACAACAACUCCGCAUACAACAGUUCAGCCUGGAACCACAACACAGGCUCCAACGAUUACAACCGUACAGACAACAACAACCCCGCAUACAACAGUUCAGCCUGGAACCACAACACAGGCUCCUACGAUUUACAACCGUAG
Molecule: messenger RNA, 3180 nt
Organism: Puntigrus tetrazona (Sumatra barb)
Lineage: Eukaryota; Metazoa; Chordata; Actinopteri; Cypriniformes; Cyprinidae
Product: mucin-3A
Exons: 5
Coding region: 103-3180 (1025 amino acids)
Source: RefSeq, a predicted model, not a curated record